GAUGGAUUGAUGUAACAUGGGACCAUGGAGGCUCCAAUUCCUAUCGCAUGGGAGCCGAAGGAAAAUAUGAUCUGAAAUUAGCAACUGAAUGUGAUAGUCAGUCUUCCACUCCAGCAGGAAAAUGGAACAAGACAACGUCGAGUGUGGGCAGUGAGAGUGCGGCCCGAACCAGUGUGUUGACUAGUCGCAAAUCGAGUUCAACGCCCAGUCUGCCUGAUGCCACCGAGAACCAGGUGAAGACCUCCGUUGCCAGCACCGAGCAGGCUGCGUCUGCCGACAAUUUAGCUGCCAAGCAAGCCGCGCAGGCACUGGCGGAGAGCGUGCUAUCAGUGGCUCGUGCAGAGGCUAUAGUGGCCGUCAGCCAGGAGAGUCAACAACAACAGCAACAACAGCAGCAACAACAACAGCAACAACAACAACAGUCGGCUGCGGCCAGUGAUCUGUCGGUGGUGGUUCAUGCGUUGAGGGGUGACCCCUCCGCGCACCCAACCACCACUCCCAGUGAUCUCGCCACCAUUGUUGAGACAUUGGCGCUUGAUGACAGCUCGCGAGUCAAUACUACUACUGGGGGCGGAAUCUCGUCGGUGUCGAAUCACCUGAGACGCCAGGUCAGCUGUGACGACAACAAACCCCCGCAGACUGCAACCAGCGUGGAAACACCAGCUGUGGGCAAGACCAAUCUGCUCACUUCAUCCAACACGGCUCCCUCGCCAACAUUAGUCAACAAGGCAGUCGCCACUACUCGUGCUAAUAAGUUUUUCAGUUCGACUUCGGAAGACUACACGAGUAGCAGUGCCGGAGGCGGCGGAGUUGGAGGUGUGGAGGCGGCAACCGAUCUGCAACGGAGCAUGCGCGAGGGAACCGACAUGCUGCGGAACAACACUAACAGCUUUCUGUCUGGCCUGAUGGGUGCGCGAAGUGCGGUGCGCAUCAGUGUAGCCGCCGACAGCACCACACCGCCACAAUUGCAGGCAAACAAGCACCACAUUGUUGCCGACAGCAAGAAGGAGAAGGAGGGUGGAGGAGGCCGGGGACCCUCUUCGACCAACCCAAUGAGCAUCAGUGUUCCCAACCUCACGUCAGCGACAAACGCAACCAGCCUGGAACAGGCCAACCCCGCCGGACUCCUAGAGACGUUUGCGGCCAUGGCGCGGCGACGCACUAGCGGCAGCGGCGGGACUGGCGGCAGCGGAAGUGGCGGUAACGGAACAGGCGGAAGCGGAACUGGCGGAAGCGGAACUGCCGCCAGCGUGCAGACUGGCGGAAACCAGACUAGCGUGCACGCCAACAAUCCCACACCCUCCUCUAAUCCUUCCUCCCUAUUUCCGCGCGGUCCUAGUUCCGUCUCAAGUCUAGUGCGGUUGGCGUUAUCAUCUAAUUUCCCAG
Molecule: messenger RNA, 1386 nt
Organism: Nilaparvata lugens (brown planthopper)
Lineage: Eukaryota; Metazoa; Arthropoda; Insecta; Hemiptera; Delphacidae
Product: E3 ubiquitin-protein ligase Ufd4-like
Exons: 6
Biological process (GO): protein ubiquitination
Molecular function (GO): ubiquitin-protein transferase activity; metal ion binding
Source: RefSeq, a predicted model, not a curated record